Molecule: messenger RNA, 15402 nt
Organism: Bombina bombina (fire-bellied toad)
Lineage: Eukaryota; Metazoa; Chordata; Amphibia; Anura; Bombinatoridae
Gene: MYCBP2
Product: MYC binding protein 2
Cellular component (GO): nucleus
Source: RefSeq, a predicted model, not a curated record
CUCUCUGUGCAUGUGAGAGAAAUAGCAGCAGCCAGAUAAUGGAGCUAAGAUGGCAGCACUGAGUAUGCAGCUUUCACUUUGGCAGCCGUAGUGUUGUAGGUGAAGCUGUGUUCGCCCCACGGUGAGGGUGGAGUAAACGAUCAGCCAGGAAUCUCCCAACGCCUAGUUUACCGCAGUGUUAUUGGGGUUAGCAGAAGCCGGAUAAGGUCUUGUGAUUGCUGUUGCACAGAGGAUGUCUAGAGCUCGUUUUACUAUUGCAGUCGCACCGUGACUAAUAGCAUUUAUUUGUUAACCUGUUAGCAGGUAACCCAGAACAAGUCACACACAUCUGCAGCCGUCACAUACAUCUGCUACAGACGCAGGAUAUAUAUUGCAUUGGGAGUUAUAUAUAUUUCCCAUUGGUAUUUUGGGAGUAAAUGGUCCGGGCUGGCUGGAGGGCCGGCGCGGGAUGACAAGGGCAGCUCCUCCAUGAUUCCAGCCAGUGUGAAGUGACUCACGCAGCCCAAUAUACAUAGACACCGGGACAGCAAGAAGCAGGCAUGAUGUGCGCAGCAACCGCACCCCCUCCCCCGGCUGCAGUAGCAGCAGCUUCCACCGAGCCAGGAGUCAGCGGCUUCUGCGCUUUACCCGCAUCUUCAUCUACUUCAUUGUGCCCGGCGCGUUUAAGCAUGUCCGGAGGCCCGGAUGGCACCCAUGGGACACAGGCUGACUGUAAGAGCAGGUACCAGCUGCUACUCUCUGGCAAGGCCUUGGCUGAUAGGUACCGGCAAAUCUACACGGCCGCUGUUUCUGACAGGGAGCAGCAGGCCGGGCAGACUGGCAGAAAUAAGAAAAUAUUAAGUAAAAAGAAACUGAAGAGGAAACAAAAGACAAAAUCAAAAGGGAAAAUGAGAAGCAAGGCUGACAACCUGGAGAAUGCAAUCUUCAUACCUGAUCUGAAGCUCCUUAGCAACCCUUCUGCAUUCAAUGUUUAUUUUAGUGUACGUUACUGUGUCCUCGAGUGGCAAAGAAAAGAAAUGUCCUCAGUUGUGUCAUGCAAGAACUCUGUGCAGAGUGGUGAAUCUGACAGUGAUGAAGAGGAGGAGUCCAAAGAGCCACCCAUUAAGCUUCCAAAGAUAAUUGAAAUUGGUUUAUGUGAAGUUUUUGAGCUGAUCAAAGAGACCCGUUUUUCUCAUCCGUCAUUGUGUUUGAGGAGCUUACAGGCUCUGUUAAAUGUGCUGCAGGGUCAGCAGCCAGAAGGACUGCAGUCUGAACCUCCUGAAGUAUUGGAAUCUCUUCUCCAGCUUAUCCUAGAAAUAACUGUUCGCAGUACAGGAGCAAAUGAUAGUACUGGACAAUCGCUGAGUGCAGUAUCCUGUGCCUGCCUCUUCAGCAUGGUAGUAGCAUGGGGAGAAACUGGAAAAACAUUACAAGCUAUUUCUGCUAUUCUUACUAACAAUGGCAGCCAUGCUUGCCAAACUGUUCAGGUGCCAACCAUUUUAAACUCUCUGCAGCGUAGUGUCCAGGCAGUUUUGGUGGGCAAAAUUCAGAUCCAGGAUUGGUUUACAAAUGGAAUAAAAAAAGCUGCUUUGAUGCAAAAGUGGGCUCUGAAAGAAAUUCAUUUUGAUGAAGAUGACCAGUGCCUACUUCAGAGUGAUGGUUUCUUUCUUUAUCUGUUAUGCAAAGAUGGCCUUUACAAAAUUGGUUCUGGUUACAGUGGGACAGUGAGGGGACAUAUAUAUAAUUCUACGUCCCGUAUUAAAAGUAGGAGAGAGAAGAAAUCUUGGUUAGGUUAUGCUCAGGGUUUUUUGCUAUACAGAGAUUUGAGCAAUCACAGCAUGACAGCCAUACGGAUAAACCCAGAAUCAUUGGAACAAGAUGGAACUGUAACAGUGCCAGAUUGUAAUACGGAUGGGCAGAACAUCCUCUUUACAGAUGGGGAAUUUAUCAAUCAAAUUGCUGCUUCUAAAGAUGACGGAUUUGUAGUUAGAAUAUUUGCGACUAGCACAGAACCAGUAUUGCAGCAGGAACUGCAGUUGAAACUGGCAAGAAAGUGUUUGCAUGCGUGUGGCAUCUCCCUUUUUGAUCUAGAGAAAGAUUUGCACAUUAUAAGUACAGGUUUUGAUGAAGAAUUGGCUGUUUUAGGCGCAGGAAGAGAGUUUGCACUUAUGAAAACUGCUAGUGGCAAGACAUACUACACUGGCAAGUAUCAGAGCCUUGGAAUUAAACAAGGUGGUCCUUCAUCAGGGAAAUGGGUUGAAUUGCCCAUAACAAAAUCUCCAAAGAUUGUCCAGUUUUCAGUUGGUCAUGAUGGUUCACAUGCCUUACUCACUGCAGAUGAUGGGAGCGUAUUCUUUACAGGAACGGCGAGUAAAGGGGAAGACGGAGAAUCUACUAAAAGCAGAAGACAGUCAAAGCCUUAUAAGCCUAAAAAAAUUAUAAAAAUGGAAGGGAAAAUAGUAGUAAGCACUGCUUGCAAUAAUGGGAGCAGUUCUGUCAUUACCAAGGACGGCGAACUGUACAUGUUCGGAAAAGAUGCUAUUUAUUCUGACAACUCAAAUUUAGUAACAGACCUGAAAGGACAUUUUGUAACCCAAGUAGCUAUGGGCAAAGCCCAUACCUGUGUUUUGUCAAAGAAGGGAGAGGUGUGGACUUUUGGGGUGAACAACAAGGGACAAUGUGGAAGAGACACUGGUGCAAUGAAUCAAGGAGUAAAGGGGUUUGGCAUUGAAAAUAUGGCAACAGCAAUGGAUGAAGAUCUUGAGGAGGAACUGGAUGAAAAAGAUGAAAAGUCUAUGAUGUGUCCUCCCAGAAUGCAUAAGUGGAAACUUGAACAAUGCAUGGUAUGCACAGUAUGUGGAGACUGCACUGGAUAUGGAGCCAGCUGUGUUAGUAGCGGAAGACCAGACCGGGCACCUGGAGGAGUCUGUGGCUGUGGUUCAGGAGAAUCGGGAUGUGCUGUUUGUGGUUGUUGCAAAGCCUGUGCAAGAGAAUUGGAUGGCCAAGAGGCAAGGCAACGUGGUAUCCUGGAUGCAGUCAAGGAGAUGAUACCACUGGACCUACUUCUAGGUAAAGCUGUGCCUGUACCUGGGGUCAACAUUGAUGAGCAUCUGCAGUUACGGCAGGAGGAUAAGAGACAACGAGUCAACAGGAGGCAUAGGAUUGAUGACGGGAGAGGGAAAAAAAAAGCAAAUGGAAAUUUAGGCCCCUUUGUAUUUCCUGGUCCUAUUUUUAUGAAUCAUCGAGAGCAGGCUCUAGCCAGACUAAGAUCCCUUCCAGCACAGCUAAAGCAUAAGCGGGACAAGAGAAAAGAUGAAGGCAGGGAUCAAGGAGAGAAAGAUGCCAGCAAAAUAACUACUUACCCUCCAGGAGCUGUACGGUUUGACUGUGAGUUGCGGGCUGUACAAGUCAGUUGUGGAUUUCACCAUUCAGUGGUCUUAAUGGAAAAUGGUGACGUGUAUACCUUUGGAUAUGGCCAGCAUGGCCAGUUGGGCCAUGGUGAUGUCAGCUGUAGGGGCUGUCCAACUCUAGUGCAAGCACUGCCUUGCCCUAGCGCUACGGUCACUGCUGGCAGUAAUCACACUGCAGUUCUUUUAAUGGAUGGCCAAGUCUUUACAUUUGGAAGCUUUUCGAAAGGGCAGCUUGGACGACCUAUUAUAGAUGUUCCCUACUGGAAUGCAAAGCCAGCACCUAUGCCCAACAUUGGAUCGAAGUAUGGACGUAAGGCAACCUGGGUUGGUGCAAGUGGAGAUCAGACUUUUUUGAGGAUUGAUGAAGCACUUAUAAACUCACAUGUUCUUUCUACUUCUGAAAUCUUUGCAAGUCGUCACAUAAUAGGUCUGGUACCAGCCUCCAUGUCGGAACCUCCGCCAUUUAAAUGUCUUCUAAUCAAUAAAGUCGAUGGGAGUUGUGCUACGUUUAAUGAUUCUGAGCAAGAAGAUUUGCAAGGAUUUGGAGUUUGCCUAGACCCUGUGCAUGAUGUUAUUUGGAGAUUUCAGGCAAGCACGAGAGAGCUGUGGUGUUAUAAUGCAGUGAUAGCAGACUCCAGGCUUCCUUCUGCUCCAGAUAUGCAGCUGAGAUGCAGCAUUCUUAGCCCGGAGCUAGCUUUACCAACAGGCCAAAAAGCAGUCACUACUCGAUCACAUGCAGCCUUGCACAUUCUAGGCUGCCUUGACACACUUGCUGCUAUGCAGGAUUUGAAAAUGGGAGUUUCAAAUACAGAAGAAGAGACUCAAUCAGUAAUGAAAGUUUAUUCCAAGGAAGACUACUGUGUUGUAAAUCGAUUUGAAAGUCAUGGUGGAGGCUGGGGCUAUUCUGCCCAUUCAGUUGAAGCUAUUAGAUUCUGUGCAGACACUGACAUUUUACUUGGAGGCCUUGGCCUUUUUGGUGGCAGAGGGGAAUACACUGCAAAGAUAAAGCGUUGUUUUCCAGUUUAAAAGCUCAAAGAAAUCAAAUAAUGGCACAGAUGUAAAUGCUGGUCAGAUACCCCAGUUGUUGUACAGGCUGCCUACAAGUGAUGGAACUGCAGCAAAAGGAAAACAGCAAUCUAGUGAACCAGUUCACAUAUUGAAAAAGUCAUUUGCCCGAACUGUUUCAGUGGAGUGCUUUGAAUCGUUACUGAGCAUCCUUCACUGGAGCUGGACCACCUUGGUUUUAGGUGUUGAAGAGCUUCGUGGACUGAAAGGUUUCCAAUACACUGCUACAUUGUUGGAUUUAGAAAGAUUGCGCUUUGUUGGAACUUGUUGCUUACGGUUGUUACGUGUCUACACAUGUGAAAUUUAUCCCAUAUCAGCUUCCACUAAAGCUGUUGUAGAAGAAACUAGCAAACUAGCUGAGUGCAUUGGAAAAACCAGGACAUUGCUAAGAAAAAUCCUUUCCGAAGGAGUUGAUAACUGCAUGAUGAAGCUGGACAAUGAUCCACAAGGUUAUCUUAGCCAGCCCUUGAGUCUGUUGGAGGAUGUUCUUCAGGAGUGCCAUAAUACUUUCACAGCCUGUUUUCAUUCUUAUUACCCAACUCCUGCCCUCCAAUGGGCUUGCUUAUGUGACCUUCUGAACUGCUUGGAUCAGGACAUCCAAGAGGCAAACUUCAAGACUUCAAGCAGUCGGCUAUUAGCUGCAGUAAUGUCCGCUCUUUGCCAUACAUCUGUUAAACUAACCUCUAUAUUCCCGAUUGCUUAUGAUGGUGAGGUCCUGGUACGCUCAAUGGUAAAGCAAGUUAGUACUGAAAAUGACACUGCCUUGGCUCAUCGCUUCCCUUUAUUGGUGUCAUGCAUGGAAAGACUCAGCCAGAGUGAGGAAAAUGUUUCUGGUGUGACAAGCUUUCGUGAAGUUCUGGAGAAGAUGCUGCUUAUUGUUGUCCUGCCUGUGAGGAACAGCUUGAGGCGAGAAAAUGAACUCUUUUCUUCACAUUUGGUAUCAAACACAUGUGGUCUGCUUGCUAGCAUAGUCAGUGAACUUACAGCUUCUGCCUUGGGAUCAGAGGUAGAUGGAUUGAAUUCCCUUCAUUCUGUGAAAUCAAGCCCUAAUCGCUUCACAAAAACAAGCCAGGGUAGGAGUUGGAACACUGGGAAUGGAUCUCCAGAUGCAAUAUGUUUCUCUGUGGACAAGCCUGGGGUUAUUGUGGUUGGCUUCUGUGUUUAUGGAGGAGGUGGAAUUCAUGAAUAUGAGCUGGAAGUUUUGGUAGAUGAUAGUGACCACUCUGGGGAUGCUGCUCAUUCUCACAGAUGGACAUCUCUAGAGUUAGUGAAAGGCACAUAUACUACGGAUGAUUCGCCCAGUGACAUUGCAGAGAUCAGACUUGACAAAGCUGUGCCUUUAAAGGAGAAUAUGAAGUAUGCAGUGCGCUUGAGAAAUUAUGGCAGUCGCACAGCUAAUGGAGAUGGAGGAAUGACCACAGUACAGUGCCCAGAUGGUGUGACUUUUACAUUCAGCACUUGUAGUUUGAGCAGCAAUGGUACAAACCAAACCCGAGGACAAAUACCACAAAUAUUAUACUACAGGAGUGAGUAUGAUGGAGAUCUUCAAUCACAACUUCUUAGCAAAGCUAAUGAAGAAGACAAAAAUUGCAGCAGAGCUCUCUCUGUUGUAAAUGCGGUUACACUAGCUGCUAAGGACCUUCUGCACAGAGCACUUGCUGUUGAUGCUGAGGACAUUCCAGAACUGCUUAGUUCUUCGAGUUUGUUUUCCUUGCUGCUUCCUCUUUUGAUAGCAUACAUUGGACCGGUAGCAGCUGCUAUUCCAAAGGCAGCCGUUGAAGUGUUUGGUCUUGUUCGUCAACUGCUUCCCUCUGUGGCCGUUCUGAACCAGAAAUAUGCUCCUCCUACAUUUAAUCCCAACCAGUCCACAGAUAGCACGACUGGUAAUCAGCCUGAGCAACUGUCUGCAUGUACUACUUCCAGUCACUAUGCAGUCCUUGAAAGUGAACAUCCCUACAAACCUGCCAGUGUAAUGCAUUAUAAGGUGACAUUUCCUGAAUGUGUGAGGUGGAUAUCGGUAGAAUUUGACCCACAGUGUGGCACUGCACAAUCUGAGGAUGUUUUGCGCCUCAUGAUUCCAGGCAGACAUUCUCUAAUAUCUGGUUUUGGACCAAAGCUUCCUAUUCAUGAAAGCCUUAAUUCAUGGGUUGAGUUAAAAAAGUUUUCUAGCUCUUCUGGCUGGCCAACUGCUGUCUUAAUAUUGCCAGGAAAUGAAGCACUUUUCUCUCUAGAAACUGCAUCAGACUAUGUGAAAGAUGAAAAGGCAUGUUUUUUUGGCUUCAAAUGCUAUGCUAUUGGAUACGAAUUCAGCCCAGGACCUGAUGAGGGCAUAAUUCAGCUAGAGCAAGAACUGGCAAACUUGGGAGGGAUAUGUGCUGCUGCUUUAAUGAAGAAGGAUCUUGCUCUUCCUAUCGGUAGUGAGCUGGAGGAAGACCUGGAAAUUGUUGAGGAGGCUGCACUGCAAGUGUGUAAAACACAUUCUGGUAUCCUUGGGAAAGGGCUAGCUCUAUCUCAUUCACCAACAAUACUUGAAGCUUUGGAAGGAAAUCUUCCUCUUCAAAUCCAGAGCAACGAACAGUCUUUUUUAGAGGACUUUAUCACCUGUGUGCCUGGAUCUAGUGGAGGCCGACUGGCAAGGUGGCUUCAACCAGAUUCGUAUGCUGAUCCACAGAAGACCUCUCUAAUUCUUAAUAAAGAUGACAUCAGAUGUGGUUGGCCAACUACCAUAACUGUGCAGACUAAGGAUCAGUAUGGGGACGUAGUUCAUGUUCCUAACAUGAAGGUUGAAGUCAAAGCUGUCCCUGUCUCUCAAAAAAAGACAUCAUUGCAGCAGGAGCAAGUUAAAAAGAUUCCUCGUAUACCUGGUAGCCCAUCCUCCUCAUCGUCUUCGAACAAUGAUAUGACUUUUGGAGGCCUUCCUUCCCCAAAACUUGAUGCCUCAUAUGAACCAAUGAUUGUGAAAGAAGCUCGUUAUAUUGCCAUUACAAUGAUGAAGGCAUAUGAAAAUUAUUCAUUUGAAGAACUGCGUUAUGCCUCACCAAUGCCCAAAAGGCCUAGUGAAAACAUGUUAAUCAGAGUUAAUAAUGAUGGCACCUAUUGUGCGAAUUGGACUCCUGGAGCAGUUGGCCUUUACACAAUUCACGUUACUAUUGAUGGAAUAGAAAUAGAUGCUGGUUUAGAAGUUAAAGUAAAAGACCCACCAAAGGGGAUGGUUCCACCUGGCAAUCAGCUAGUAAAACCAAAAGCAGAGCCUCAGCCCAAUAAGGUUCGCAAAUUUGUGGCCAAGGACAGUGCAGGGCUCCGUAUCCGUAGCCAUCCCUCCCUUCAGAGUGAGCAGAUAGGCAUAGUGAAAGUCAAUGGGACCAUCGCUUUUGUUGAUGAGAUCCAUAAUGAUGAUGGUGUAUGGCUAAGACUGAAUGAUGAAACAAUAAAGAAGUAUGUCCCUAACAUGAAUGGUUACAAUGAAGCUUGGUGCCUCUCAUUUAACCAACAUCUUGGCAAGAGUCUGCUGGCUCCUGUUGAUGAGCAGGUAUCAAACUCUGAGGAUUUUUUGAAAGACUUCACUGUACGCUGCACUCAGGAAGUAACCAUGAGAGAGCAUGAAGUACCAUCCUUCAGGGGUGGACCUGGGCUCUACAAGGUAGUGAAGACUGGGCCCUCCGGUCACAACAUCAGAAGCUGCCCAAACCUUAGAGGUAUCCCAAUUGGAAUGUUAGUACUGGGAAACAGAGUCAAAGCCGUGGGCGAGGUUAUCAGCAAUGAAGGUACAUGGGUGCAGCUGGACAAGAACAGUAUGGUAGAAUUCUGUGAGAAUGAUGAGGGCGAGGCCUGGUCACUGGCUAGAGAUCCUGGUGGUAACCAGUAUCUCCGUCAUGAAGACGAACAAGUAAUCUUGGAUCAAGGAUCUCAAACACCACCUCCAAGCCCUUUUUCUAUUCAGAUAUUUCGUAGGAGUACAAGUGGUAAUAUCAUGCCAGGCUUUGAUUAUGGGCUUGGAAAUAACAAAGACUCUCCAUCAUGCAGUGUUGCUUCUGCUGAGCGUAUUAACAAAAGUAAAGCUGGUCCUGCAUCUGCUUUUUCAUCUCUUUCUGUCAAACAAAAGGAUGAAAGGGGACCAUUCACUGCUGUAACCAGACCAGCAUCUACGGUUAAGUCAGAGUUGCCCACAAAACAUAAAUCUGAGAACAAAUCUCCCAAACCUGAUGGAAGAAUUAGCAGAUCUAAUGCUGACCAGAAGAAAAUCAAAAGUAAUGAAGGCCUCACUGCAAGCGAGUCUCUAAUGUUGAAGUCUGAUGCUGCAAAGUUGAGAUCAGACUCGCACAGCAGAUCUCUCUCUCCCAACCACAAUACUCUCCAGAUAUUGAAGUCUGAUGGAAAAUCUCCUUCUGGAGUCAGAGCUGAAUCUCCAGGACCUGGAUCAAGAUCCUCUUCACCAAAGCCAAAGACUGUGCCUGCAGGGAAACCCAAUGUAUCCAGUGUGGGCAUUACACGUUCUGCAUCACCACAAGAGAAAAACCUACCUCAAAAAGCUCCAGGUCCUGUAAAGGCCAAGCUUGAACCUCCACGAGAACGGUCUAAGUCAGACUCCUAUACGCUCGAUCCAGAUACUCUACGCAAAAAGAAAGUACCAUUCACUGAGCCGUUAAGAGGACGGUCCACAUCACCAAAACCAAAAAUACCCUCUAAAGAUGCUAAACCUGCCAAUGGCAGUGAAAACAGAGCGCCUUCUCCUCACGUUGUUCAAGAAAAUCUUCACAGUGAAGUAGUUGAAGUCUGCUCAUCAAGUACUUUAAAGACUAAUAGUGUUACAGAUAGCUCUGGUGAGGAUAAUGCAGAGCUAAAGAGUAUUGAUGAUAGUUCAUGUAAAGUUCAUUUUAGUAUAGGAAAAGCCCCUCUGAAAGAAGAACAGGAUACAAGAGUAUCACCCAAAAUAAGCCGUAAAACAGCUAGUAGGCAUGUGCGACCCAAAAAAGAAAAGUCAAACUUUCUCUUUAAAGGGGAAAGCUCAAGGUCCAUUGAACCAGCAAAAGAAGCAAUGUCUCCUUCUGUAGCAGAGUGUGCACGUGCUGUAUUUGCUGCCUUUCUUUGGCAUGAGGGUAUUGUUCAUGAUGCAAUGGCUUGUUCUUCUUUUCUAAAAUUUAAUCCUGAACUUUCUAAAGAGCAUGCCCCCAUCAGAAGCAGCCUAAACUGCCAGCAACCUACUGAGGAAAAGGAAGUAAAAUUAAAAAACAGACAUUCAAUAGAAAUUUCUUCAGCUCUUAAUAUGUUUCAUAUUGCACCUCAUGGCCCGGACAUAUCAAAAAUGGGCAGUAUCAAUAAAAACAAAGUUCUGUCAAUGCUCAAGGAACCACCUCUCCAUGAAAAGUGUGAGGAUGGCAAAAAUGAGUCUUCACCUUUUGACAUUUCCAACCACCAUUCUGUUAAAUCCAGGUCUCCUCUUCCUUUAACAUUACAACACCUUGUAGCUUUCUGGGAGGACAUUUCAUUGGCUACUAUAAAAGCUGCUUCCCAGAACAUGAUUUUCCCUAGUCCAGGUUCUUGUGCUGUGCUAAAAAAGAAAGAAGGUGACAAAGACAGUAAGAAGUCCAAAAAGGAGAAAAAGAAAAAGGAGAAAGCAGAAUCCAGGCCACGUGGUAAUUUGUUUGGUGAAAUGGCCCAGCUAGCAGUAGGAGGACCUGAAAAAGAUACAAUCUGUGAGCUAUGUGGAGAAUCUCAUCCUUAUCCAGUGACGUAUCAUAUGCGACAAGCACAUCCGGGGUGUGGAAGAUAUGCAGGAGGCCAGGGAUAUAACAGCAUUGGACACUUUUGUGGUGGAUGGGCAGGAAACUGUGGUGAUGGAGGAAUAGGAGGAAGUACUUGGUAUUUAGUCUGUGACCGCUGCAGGGAAAAAUAUCUCAGAGAAAAACAAGCCGCUGUACGUGAAAAGGUCAAGCAGUCCAGGCGUAAGCCAGUGCAAGUAAAAACACCAAGAGCUUUGCCAACUAUGGAAGCUCACCAAGUGAUUAAAGCAAAUGCUCUAUUUUUGCUGUCCUUGAGCAGUGCCGCAGAGCCAAGUAUACUGUGCUACCAUCAUCAGAAGUCAUUCCUCUCUCAGCUCCCUAGUGUCAAGGAAGGUAUAUCUGAGGACCUGCCGUCAAAAAUGCAAUGUCUGUACCUCCAGACCUUAGCCAGACAUCAUCAAGAGAACUUCGUUGGUUAUCAAGAUGAUAAUCUUUUCCAAGAUGAAAUGCGAUAUCUUCGUUCAACAUCUGUACCAGCACCUUAUAUAUCUGUUACUCCUGAUGCUUGUCCAAAUGUCUUUGAGGAACCAGAGAAUAACAUGAAAUCUAUGCCUCCAAGUCUAGAAACGAGCCCUAUAACGGACACUGAUUCCACUAAACGCACAGUCUUUCAAAGGUCUUAUUCUGUUGUUGCCUCUGAAUAUGACAAGCAGCACUCUGUACUUCCUGCUCGAGUGAAAGCAAUACCCAGACGCAGAGUCAAUAGUGGAGAUGCUGAAGUUGGAUCCUCAUUGCUAAGACACCCUUCCCCAGAAUUGUCACGACUGAUCUCUGCACAUAGUUCCCUGUCUAAAGGAGAGAGGAAUUUUCAGUGGCCUGUAUUGGCAUUUGUCAUCCAACAUCAUGAUUUGGAAGGGCUUGAAAUUGCCAUGAAACAAGCCCUUAGGAAAUCUGCUUGCCGUGUCUUUGCUAUGGAGGCUUUCAACUGGCUGUUAUGUAAUGUCAUUCAGACAAAUUCCUUACAUGACAUUUUAUGGCAUUUUGUGGCUUCAUUAACUCCUGCUCCUGCUGAACCAGAGGAAGAAGAUGAUGAGGAAAACAAGGCAAAUAAAGAGAAUGCUGAGCAAGAGAAAGAUACAAGAGUGUGUGAGCAUCCACUUUCUGACAUAGUAAUAGCUGGGGAAGCAGCUCAUCCUUUGCCCGACACCUUUCAUCGCCUCCUUCAAACAAUUUCAGAUUUGAUGAUGUCCCUUCCUGGAGGCAGUUCUUUGCAGCAGAUGGCAUUGCGAUGUUGGAGUCUUAAAUUCAAGCAAUCCGAUCAUCAGUUUCUGCAUCAGAGUAAUGUAUUUCAUCACAUUAACAAUAUCCUCUCCAAGUCAGAUGAUGGAGACAGUGAAGAGAGCUUUAACAUUAGCGUGCAGUCUGGUUUUGAAGCCAUCAAUCAGGAAUUCUGUAUGGUAACAUCCCUGAAAGACAUGACCAGUGUUGUGGACAUUAAGACUUCAAGCAGACCAGCCAUGAUUGGAAGUCUGACAGAUGGCUCGACUGAAACAUUCUGGGAAUCAGGAGAUGAAGAUAAGAAUAAAACAAAAAGCAUCACAAUAAACUGUGUAAAAGGCAUCAAUGCCCGUUAUGUGUCAGUCCACGUUGACAACUCUCGUGAUCUUGGGAACAAAGUUACAUCAAUGACUUUUCUGUGUGGCAAGACUGUGGAAGAUCUGAGUCGAAUUAAACAGGUGGAAUUGGAUUCCAGGCACAUUGGAUGGGUCACAAGCGAGUUGCCUGCUGGAGAUAAUCACAUCAUAAAAAUGGAGCUGAAGGGCCCAGAGAACACUUUGAGAGUACGCCAAGUGAAAGUACUUGGAUGGAAAGAUGGGGAGAGUAUAAAAAUAGCUGGACAAAUAUCAGCCAGUGUGGCUCAGCAAAGGAACUGUGAAUCAGAGACUCUUCGAGUGUUUAGAUUAAUCACAUCACAGGUAUUUGGCAAACUGAUUUCUGGGGAUGCAGAACCCACACCAGAACAAGAGGAAAAAGCAUUGCUCUCCUCACCCGAAGGAGAGGAAAAGGCACCGUCAGAUGCUGACCUGAAGGAGCACAUGGUUGGCAUUAUAUUCAGCAGGAGCAAGCUAACAAACCUGCAGAAACAGGUCUGUGCCCAUAUUGUUCAAGCCAUUCGGAUGGAGGCUACACGUGUACGAGAAGAAUGGGAGCAUGCCAUCUCCAGCAAGGAGAAUGCAAACUCGCAGCCAAAUGACGAGGAUGCUUCUUCUGAUGCUUACUGUUUUGAGCUCCUUUCCAUGGUACUAGCUCUGAGUGGCUCAAAUGUUGGUCGGCAGUAUUUGGCUCAGCAAUUGACUUUACUCCAAGAUCUUUUCCACUUGCUUCAUACAGCCUCUCCUAGAGUACAGAGACAAGUAACCUCAUUACUGCGACGUGUUUUACCCGAGGUGACACCAUCCCGAUUAGCAAGUAUCAUAGGUGUCAAGUCACUCCCACCAGCUGAUAUUAGUGAUAUUAUCCACUCAACAGAGAAAGGGGACUGGAAUAAGCUUGGCAUCUUGGAUAUGUUCCUUGGGUGUAUUGCCAAGGCCCUUACUGUUCAGCUAAAAGCCAAGGGAACACCAAUCACUGGAACAGGAGGCACUAGUGCUGGAAAAGGAGUCACCACUGUCACUUUGCCAAUGAUCUUUAACUCAAGUUACCUCAGAAGAGGUGAAAGCCACUGGUGGAUGAAAGGCUCUACUCCUACACAGAUAGCUGAGAUCAUUAUUAAACUUAUUAAAGACAUGGCAGCAGGGCACCUUUCAGAAGCAUGGUCUCGUGUCACUAAAAAUGCAAUAGCAGAAACUAUAAUUGCACUAACAAAAAUGGAAGAGGAGUAUCGUUCUCCAGUUCGGUGCAUAGCUACCACAAGGCUCUGGCUUGCUGUUGCCUCGUUGUGUGUACUUGACCAGGAUCAUGUAGAUCGUCUGUCUUCUGGAAGAUGGAUGGGAAAGGACGGGCAGCAAAAGCAAAUGCCAAUGUGUGAUAACCAUGAUGAUGGUGAAACUGCAGCAAUCAUUUUGUGCAAUGCUUGUGGAAACUUGUGUACAGACUGUGAUAGAUUUCUUCACCUGCACCGGAGAACAAAAUCACAUCAGAGACAGGUAUUCAAAGAGGAGGAGGAAGCAAUCAAGGUUGAUCUACAUGAAGGAUGUGGUAGGACCAAGUUAUUCUGGCUGAUGUCCCUAGCAGAUUCUAAAACUAUGAAAGCCAUGGUGGAAUUCAGAGAACAGACAGGUAAACCAGCAAGUAGCAGCUCUGAGACCUGCCGAUUCUGUGGCUCCAGGAAUGGGACAGAAUUAUCUUCUGUAGGCAGUGUGUGCUCCGAUCAAGACUGCCAGGAGUAUGCCAAGUCAGCUUGUAGCAAGACUCACUCCUGUGGACACCCGUGUGGAGGCGUUAAAAAUGAAGACCACUGUUUGCCUUGUCUGCAUGGUUGUGAUAAAACUACAAGUGCUCUGAAACAGGACGCUGAUGACAUGUGCAUGAUAUGUUUUACAGAGGCGCUCUCCGCAGCUCCAGCUAUUCAGCUGGAUUGUAGCCACGUGUUUCAUUUCCAAUGCUGUCGGCGAGUCCUAGAAAAUAGAUGGCUUGGACCACGGAUAACAUUUGGAUUUAUGUCAUGUCCUAUCUGUAAGAACAAAAUAAAUCAUACAGUAUUAAAGGAUCCUCUUGAUCCGAUUAGAGAACUCUAUGAAGAUGUGAAGAGGAAAGCUUUAAUGAGACUAGAGUAUGAAGGGCUCCACAAAAGUGAUGCUAUUACAACACCAGGAGUCCGAUUCUACAAUGAUCCAGCCAGCUAUGCCAUGAAUAGAUACGCUUAUUAUGUGUGUUACAAGUGCAAAAAGGCGUAUUUUGGUGGUGAAGCAAGGUGUGAUGCAGAAGCUGGUCAAGGAGAUGACUAUGAUCCCCGAGAGCUCAUUUGUGGAGCGUGUUCAGAUGUGUCUAGAGCUCAGAUGUGUCCUAAGCAUGGUACGGAUUUCUUAGAAUACAAAUGUCGCUACUGUUGCUCUGUAGCCGUCUUUUUCUGCUUUGGCACCACACAUUUUUGCAAUGCUUGCCACGAUGACUUUCAGAGAAUGACCAGCAUACCUAAAGAAGAGCUUCCACAUUGCCCAGCAGGUCCAAAAGGCAAACAACUUGAAGGAACAGAGUGUCCUCUUCAUGUGGUCCACCCUCCAACAGGAGAAGAGUUUGCUUUGGGCUGUGGAGUGUGUAGAAAUGCUCAUACUUUUUAAGAGCAAAUAUUCAUGUUCCAAUUUUAUUUCUCCAUUUCUGUGAAAUUUGAGACAGGCUGUUCUAGUCUGUUGCUCAGCAGUGCCAGGCAGGUUCUGGACGACAGCCUCCGGUCAGGAUGGGACCACUUGAAAGAGUCUGUGAAAUAAAAAGGUUAAACAGGUAGAAGACACAAGAAACAACUGUGUAUUCACAAUCCUUGCUUUUAGAAACCAAUAUUAAGUGUUCUUGUUCCUUAAACAAAAUAUCUAUAAGGUGCUUGCAUGUGGUCACGUAUAGGACCGUCCACAAAGCACAUAACAGCUUGGAUACACAGAAAGGAGAGAUCCCCGUGCCCAGGAAAUACAUAUGAUCAGAAGAAAAGUCACCAGAAAGAUAUAUAUAUAAAAAAAUGUUUUUUUUGGAAGCCAUGUAUAAAUGCAAGUGCAUCUUGUGGAGAAGGAUGGGAAUAUACUUGUUUAUAUUUAAGUGCUUCAGUGCGGCAAGGGUCUGCACCUUAUCUGGCACUGAUAGUGAAAGACAUUGUGUUUGGAGGACGACAUAUAAGUGUAUCAAGGCAUAAAAGUUGUAACAAAUGUUGUAUAUAAUACAUAAAGCUAUGAAUGUUGGUCCAGUAUAAAAUUUAUUAAAUUACAGCAGCUGUUUCAUUUAAACUUCUGGGUUAUGUUUGAGCCUGAAAUUUUAAUGAAGUGCAAUACUGAGUGUGCCUCAUAUCUUUGCAGCUGUAAUCUUUAUGGAAUGUACACGUUAAUAAAGCCACUGUACAUUUUUAUACAGUGACAGUCUGGUGAAUGUUUAGGAUCUUAUUUAAGAGGAAUGGCUUUAAACAAACAUAAUAAAGAAAUAAAUAAUGUUAUUUGUCAGGUCUUAAUGGAUUGGUGUUGAUCCAUGGCUUUCACAAAGGUAUUUUUAAUAUGUAAUCAAAGUUCAUAUUAAACUUUUGUUCCCCA